AUGGCUCACUGGAGUCCUUCACUUCUUGGCUACAUCGUCUUUUGGAACGUUAUUCGUUCAUGUGUUGCUUUUCCAACAGGAGCCCCUGCAUCAGCCUGUGAGAAUAUGAUGCCUGUGCAUAUGGGGGUCCAGCCCCAGCCAAGUCCAGCCCCCUAUGAGAUCCAGAUUGAUGUAUCUUCCUUCGUGAACAGGCAGCCGAUUAAUGUUCAGAUUGUAGGGCCGGGAUACAGAGGCCUGUUGCUGGAAGCUCGCACCUUUGGCUCCACUGCUGCACUUGGCACUUGGCAGAAUCCUGCCAAUAACACUAAGUUCUUACAGUGCUCUGGAAACCCAAAAGGUGCGAUUACUCAUUCUAACACCGAGUUAAAAACAAGCCUGACCACUUAUACCUGGCUGCCCCCAAUCUCUGGUUGCCCUGACGUUAUUACAUUCAUGGCAACUGUAGCACAGUCUCGUGAAAUUUAUUGGCUCGGUGUCAAAUCCAAAGUGAUCUGGAGAGAUUCUAAAGCUACAUGUGGUGCUGAGAAGCUUACAUGGACAGUUAUUAUUGUGACAAUGAUGUCUUUCCACUUACUGCUUUUGCCUGGCUACUUAUAUUAA
Messenger RNA from Emys orbicularis (European pond turtle), 600 nucleotides. RefSeq names its product putative defense protein 3. The record is from RefSeq and is a predicted model, not a curated record. The coding region runs from base 1 to 600 and encodes 199 amino acids. Gene Ontology annotation, cellular component: membrane. The transcript is spliced from 5 exons. NCBI's taxonomy places the organism in Eukaryota, Metazoa, Chordata, Testudines, Emydidae.